Messenger RNA from Chenopodium quinoa (quinoa), 3660 nucleotides. RefSeq names its product TATA box-binding protein-associated factor RNA polymerase I subunit B-like. Bases 212 to 2290 code for a protein of 692 amino acids. The record is from RefSeq and is a predicted model, not a curated record. Gene Ontology annotation, biological process: RNA polymerase I preinitiation complex assembly; nucleolar large rRNA transcription by RNA polymerase I. The transcript is spliced from 8 exons. Gene Ontology annotation, cellular component: RNA polymerase I core factor complex; RNA polymerase transcription factor SL1 complex. Lineage: Eukaryota; Viridiplantae; Streptophyta; Magnoliopsida; Caryophyllales; Amaranthaceae. Gene Ontology annotation, molecular function: RNA polymerase I core promoter sequence-specific DNA binding.
UCAAAGGCAGCGAAAACAACACACAAUAAAAAGCACUAAAACCCCAGCUUUAAUACUCAAAUCAGGCUAAGUUAACAGAGGAUUCAUUCAUUCAUCGUUUGGAAUUCGCUCAAACUACCAACUGAAAUUCUUUCUCCAAUCUUAGCAAUCCAGAGUUUCUCAAUUUGCAGAAUUUGCAUGGUUUUGGGUAAUUUAGAAACCAUCACCAACAAUGGCGGAAACCGACCCAAGCAAAUUGGUAUGCAGCACUUGCGAUUCCCUCGGCCUUUACAUGGACGACGAUGGCCGCUUCUACUGCACCAACUGCAACUCUCAAGCCGCAGACAUCAUCGACAACGCCAACGCCGACGAAGAUUUCAUCGACAAAGGCAUCCAUGGCGGCGCCACCUACAACGCCGCCCACAGACGCGCUGUCCCUGUUCCUGCCCCCGACAAUGAACCCCACGACGCCCAUCUGGGUCCCACUAAACCUGCUGAUUUUGGGAAGACCCUUAAAAGGGGUGAUUUCAAUGAAGAAGAUUACUACAAUGCUAUUCGUAAGAGAUAUGUUUUGGGUCUUCAGUUGAUGGUUCAGUUUCAGUGUGAAUCUCUUGUGCAGAAUUUUGGUGUUACUCCUUUGAUUUGUGGGAUUGCUGCUUCUAUUUGGUUGCGUUUUGUUGCUUCUACUAAGGUUUUUGAUGAUGACUGGGCUGAUAAAACUAUCAUGGAUUCUGAAACUGGUGAAAAGAGAUUACAAGUCGGAAGCCAUUGUGUAAAGGAGCCUCGAAAUAUGCAUAACGAACGUAUGGUAAUCAUAUGGAUUAGAUCUUUGAAAAAAACGAUACCCUUAUCAUGCUCCUUGGCUGUUUCAUAUUUGGCCUGUCAUAUUGCUAAAGAACCGGUUCUUCCAACCGACAUUAUAAAAUGGUCUAUUGAAGGGAAGCUUCCUUAUUUUGGUGCUUUUCCUAAGAUUGCUGAAUCCAUCAUACAGAUUGAGAAAUACCAUCAACAUGCUUCAGUUGUAUGUCCAUUAAAAGCAAGUUCUAUGUUUAAGCCUAAACAACUUCCUUUACAGAAGUUGGAGUCGAUGGCAGCAUCUAUAGCUCAAUCUGUAGGCCUGAAUUUGCCUCCGGUCAACUUUUACCGAAUAGCUUACCGUUAUCUAAAGCAGUUAUCUCUUCCUGUGGAAAAAAUUCUUCCAUAUGCCUGCCGCAUACAAGAGUGGUCAAUGCCUCCUGAUUUAUGGUUGUCUGCAAGUGAGGAAAAGCUUCCGUCUCGUGUUUGUGUGAUGUCAAUACUGAUUGUCACAAUUAGGGUUCUAUAUAAUCUCAAUGGUUUUGGCAAGUGGGAAUCUACUCUGUCUCCUCCAAUUGUCUCUUCAAAGGAUGGUCAGGCAGCAAGUUUUGAGAAGUCCAAUGCAAAGAAAGGGGCUGAAGAAGCAUCUACAAAUUUGGGUGGAGAACCUGAGACAAAUUUGUCGUCUGUUCAUAAAUUUGAAUCUGAUAGCACUGAGCUUUUGCGCAACCUCGAAAAGAAAUACGAUGAUUUGAGUGAUAAAUUUGAAUAUUCCAAAGAUUUACCAACCUAUCUUCAGUAUUGCAAGGAUGUUGUAUUUGCUGGUGUCGAGCCAUUAUACAAGGAUCCUACUUUUAUAGAAGAACUUUGGGAUUUUUAUGAGAAAAAUCGAGAGGACAUUAAAACAUCUGGGGAGUUUGAAUCUGGAUCAAAUCAGAAGAGGUCAAGGGACAAUGAUAAAUUUUUCAGUACCCCAUCAAAGGACAGCAAGAAGCAUAGAGAUAAAGAAAUUUCCAGCUCUCCAGCAGCUGAUAGUGGGUUUCAGUCUAACUAUAACAGCCACAACUGGGAUCCAAGUGCUGAUAAUACUCAGCAAAGUUCACAAACAUGUCAAUUUCCAGCAACUAUGGAUAGAGAUGACGCUUCAUCUCAAAAUUUGGAAGAUAUAGCUCUUAAAUAUCUGAAAAUAGAUAUGGAAGAACACCGUUUCUGUUACAUACCACCAAGGGUGGAAGUCAAGAGACGUGACCACCUGCACUAUUCACGGAAGAGGGGUGAUGGUUCUUUAGGUUACGUUGCCCAUGCUGAUUACUAUAUCCUACUUAGAGCAUGUGCAAAAGUGGUCCAGGUUGAUAUUCGUAUUAUGCAUAUCGGUAUACUCAGUCUAGAAAGAAGAUUGGGAUGGAUUGAAAAGUGGAUUGAUCAUAGUUUGGUGGAAAAAUGUUCUGGAGGCCCUGUUGAAAAUGUGGAUGAUUCAGAAGAUGAAUCUGUUAAUUUAUCUAACAUUAGUAUAUAAUUUUUGGUCUGCCCAGCCAUUUUGUGUGUGGUAGAGAGGUACUUUCUUUCUUUGUUGAUGGGAAAAAUUGCCGGACUUUGGGGAUCAUCAGCUAAUGAAGUCGUCAGCAGUCAUUAGUGAGAGCUAGAGACAAUUUUCCAGUGUUUGCUUACAAGAAUGAAUAUCUAGAAGAGGUUUCCCAGUGUGCGCAAUCAAGUGAGAUAUCCCUGCUGUCUUUUACUAUCCUAGUGUUGAAAAGGUGUGGUGUGAGGGUGGUUUUGUGCAGGUCAAGCUUGAAGAGAAACAGUCUCCAGCUGCAGAUUGGUCAGGCUGCAGAGUUUUCCAGAGCUGCUACAGUUGCGUUGCGUUUUGGGGGGAUAAAUAUCAGAGAACUACAUGAGUGCACUUUGAGAUGGUCUUUUGUUAUGUACAGCAGGCAGCAGAAGUGUGCAGAUUUGCUACAGUUGUGUAGGGUUUUGGGUGGAUGAUUAUCAUGAACUGCACGAGGACACUGUGAGACAGUCUUUUGUUAUGGUUCGGCUGGCUGUAAGCUAUCUUGCAGCAUACCAACAUUACCAAGAGGCAGUAAGCAUAAAUGGUUCUGGUUCAGCAUGGUGCAGACUGGGGCAGUGACUCUUGGUAGCCCCUUUCAGCGUGUCAAAUGUCAAUGAAGGAUAAACACUGAUUGUGUGUUCUAGGCUCAUUGGGUUUGUGGAUAAGGGUUGUUUUCCGUAAUCAAGGAAGCUUGCAAGCUAGUGAGGAAAGAGCAGUGAGAAGUCUUUGAUUUUUGAGGCAAGAGUCAUGGACUUAGGACUCUUGUUUUAGCAAGACAUAGUGAUAUGCUGGAAGGCUUGCAACAAAAUUUUCUGGGAUGAGUGGUGGUGGUCGUCGUGCCUAUGACCUCUUCAUCAGCAUCCUUUGGGUUCCUUUUACACCAAUACACCAAAAUAAAUAUUUUGAAAUAUGCGAGUGAAUAAUUAAUUUCAUUUAAGCUAAAACAUCGGUUAUGUGAUGCUUGACUGCAUGAAGAUUUGUGUAGCCUGUAUAUCGAAUAAUGCUCUUCACAUCAAGGCAAAUUUAAACAGUUGCUUAUGCAUUUGAUAUCGGUUCUGUAGUGUCUUAGCUGUGUAUGGGCACCACCUGGGUUCACAGCCACAAGAUUAUCAAGUCAUCCAACAUUUUACUCGAUAUGGAGCUAUAAUCAUCGAAUGUGGUUCAGCAACUUUGUAUCAGCAAUUUACCAGUUUCAGUUGACAGCUCCCAUUGACCACGGCUACUUGAUUUGUGUUGGCUGUGGAUGAGUUAAAUAAAUGUGAAUUCUACUGGUUUAUUCGUACUACUUCAUUAUCCUGGAUUUUACUGCUAAGACUGCAUUCUUUUUUUGAUGACUA